Paramisgurnus dabryanus is the source of this 609-nucleotide messenger RNA. It is a transcript of the gene smim1, whose product is annotated as small integral membrane protein 1. NCBI's taxonomy places the organism in Eukaryota, Metazoa, Chordata, Actinopteri, Cypriniformes, Cobitidae. The record is from RefSeq and is a predicted model, not a curated record.
GUGAUAGGAUGUGAUUAAAGGUUUACGAUUUAUUAUUGACCUCAUGGACCCGCUGCUCUUCAGGACUGACAUACAUAAAUAAGACAAGUGUCAGAAAGACUGAUAGACUUUCCAGCUGAUAUCCUGAGAACCUCUGGUUUCAAAAGAGAUCAAGGGAAAUGGAAUCCAAUGAGGCAAGUGUUGAGUACAACCGUUGGAGUGAAGAGAACAUAAACAUGAAAGUACCCAACUCACAGUCAAGACUGAUGGGGGUCUAUAACAGACUAUGCAGCGGACAACUGGGCAUCGCUAUGAAAUUGGCUGCACUUGUGGUUGUCAUAGUAGUGAUAUUCCUGCUUGGAUACGUCACAGGAUAUUAUGUUCACCGAUGCUGACAAGAAAACUUCAUAUAUAUGCACUUGGAUCAUGAAAACUAAGCACUGCUGUUUGAAAUGUAUAUUAUGUCUAUCACAACAUUGAUAGGCUACUUUUUUAUGUGCUGGCCUUGUAAACUGCACUUUAUGUUCUUUCAUUGACAAAAUGUUAAAUGCUCUCUCAUUUGUAAGUCACUUUAAAUAAAAGCACCUGCUAAAUAAGUAAAUGUAAAAAUGUACUGUGUACCAUUGUAUC